AUGCCUUUCUCAACUCGUCUUUGCAAUCCAUGCUUGCUUCCUGCUGAUUCAUCCAUUCUUUCGUUUGUUCAACCACGGUCAUCUUCAUCUGUAAAAUCAAUCCUUCGUCGUCAAUUUUCAAAAAAACGUUCUAUUGGUGUUCAUCAACGUUCUCAUGAAAAUCAUCAAGAAAAUUUAUCUACUCGUAAAUUUCAACGUAUAAAAGGAUCAAAUGUUGUUCGAGAGAUUAAGUUAAAUAAUAAAUCUCAAUCAAUAUCUAAAACAAUUCAAAAUUAUGAUAUGACUAUAUUUCAUGAUGAUGAACUUAAUAAUACUGGAUUAGCUAUGAUUCGUCGUCGUAAAAAGAAAAUUCCAUCUUGGGCUCAGAAAGAUCAACUUCAAUUAGCAAUUAUAAAUCAAGUUUAUUUUCAUGAAAAAAAUCCUGAUGAUAUAUUUGGUAAUGUUUGUAUGGAUCAUGUUUUCGAAAUGAUUAAUUCAAUGAAUAUUAAAAAUCAAAAACCAAAAUCAAUGAUUGUUUCACGUCAUAUUUUGUAA
Messenger RNA from Rotaria sp. Silwood2, 534 nucleotides. Lineage: Eukaryota; Metazoa; Rotifera; Eurotatoria; Philodinida; Philodinidae. The record is from the annotation of a GenBank genome assembly.